AUGGUGUUCAUUUACCCAACUGAUGCCAAUGUAAUCCAGGCUGGCAAAGUAAUCCCUGGUACUAUUAUCCAGCCUGAAAUGGCAACACAAUACACCAGCCAGCUUUUUGGCAGCUUGAACAACCAUCCUAAACAGAACCCUCAGUUGGGCUUAUGGGAAGAACUUCGCAAAGUAGAGAGCAGGACUCUGGGGGCUGUCCAGAUCAUAAUUGGACUGAUACAUAUUGGCUUUGGCAGUGUUUCAACUGUUCUUUGGGAUGCAUACCCACAUUACACCCCUUUGGCCACUUAUGGAGCUUACCCAUUCUGGGGUGGAAUAUUUUUCAUUGCUUCUGGAUCCCUUUCGGUGUCAGCUGAGAAACUUUGGAACACCUGCUUGACGCUGGCGGCGCAAAGCAGGAGUGGCGCGACGGCUCCCGCUCGAGGAGAGCCUGGACACUCCACCAGCCAUCCUGGCCGGUCCCGGCGCCUGGGGGGUGGCCGCAGCAACGUUGCCCUGCACCGCCGAGGAGGAGAGAGAGGGAAGCUCACAGGUGCCCUGGCGAUGUCCUUAGGCUUUGGUCUUGGUCUCAUUCUUCUCGUAUUCAGUUUGCUGGAGUUUUGCAUCACUACUUCAACUGCUCAUUUUGGAUGCCAGGCAGCCUGCUGCACAAACGACAUGACCGUAGUUGUUGUGCCCUACACCCUCAUCAGAAACGGCGAGAUUCCUGCUGAAGACACCCCUGCUGAGGCCCAUGACAAUGUGGCUUUCUGUCCCUGA
This is a messenger RNA of Euleptes europaea (tarantolino), 759 nucleotides long. Its product is annotated as membrane-spanning 4-domains subfamily A member 15-like. Gene Ontology annotation, cellular component: plasma membrane. The record is from RefSeq and is a predicted model, not a curated record. Gene Ontology annotation, biological process: cell surface receptor signaling pathway. Bases 1 to 759 code for a protein of 252 amino acids. Lineage: Eukaryota; Metazoa; Chordata; Lepidosauria; Squamata; Sphaerodactylidae. The transcript has 6 exons.